Oreochromis niloticus (Nile tilapia) is the source of this 562-nucleotide messenger RNA. Its product is annotated as ly-6/neurotoxin-like protein 1. The record is from RefSeq and is a predicted model, not a curated record. NCBI's taxonomy places the organism in Eukaryota, Metazoa, Chordata, Actinopteri, Cichliformes, Cichlidae. The transcript has 3 exons. Bases 114 to 416 code for a protein of 100 amino acids.
UGUUCAGUACCUCCCUACUCACUUUCUGAGGAAUUGAAACUGAAGAGCUAAACAAAGCCUAUUUGACUUCCUGUCCUCCUCACACAUCGUGUACUUCUUUCUUACUUCUCACCAUGAAACUUCUUGGAGCUCUGAUCCUGGUUUUGAGUUUGUCUGCAGCAUGUGGAUUACAAUGCUACGCAUGUGCAUUCUCUGACCCUCACUCCUGCACUAAUGUCUUAACUUGUCCUGGUGGUAUGGACCGAUGUUUCAGCACCACUAUCAGCGGUACCAUCACUAAGGGCUGCCAGUUCACUAGCUUGUGUGUCAGUCCUAUGAGCUGCUGUGAAGGGAACUUGUGCAACAGUGCUAUCCCAACUGGUCCCAGUAUUAUGUUUCUGCUGGUGUCUUCAGCCAUAAUCACCAUCUUCCUCUGAAGCUCUGGAACAACUACAUCUUAUUCAUGUUUUACUUUCUUCUUAACCAAAAUCUACAAUCCAGGAAUAAUUAACAAUUUUUUAACAAUGUAAAAGAUAUUAGUUGGAUAUAUAUUCAAUAAAAUCAGAAUAAUGCUUUGAUCGCU